Molecule: messenger RNA, 3695 nt
Organism: Daphnia pulicaria
Lineage: Eukaryota; Metazoa; Arthropoda; Branchiopoda; Diplostraca; Daphniidae
Gene: trp
Product: transient receptor potential protein-like
Exons: 18
Coding region: 86-3499 (1137 amino acids)
Biological process (GO): regulation of cytosolic calcium ion concentration; manganese ion transport; calcium ion transmembrane transport
Cellular component (GO): membrane; cation channel complex
Molecular function (GO): inositol 1,4,5 trisphosphate binding; protein binding; store-operated calcium channel activity
Source: RefSeq, a predicted model, not a curated record
GCAGAGCCUUCAGUAGCCCGGCACGCCAGCUGGCCGCUCGGACAAUCCAACGAGUCCGUCCGAUCCUGGAUGGUAGGCCAUCAUCAUGUCGAAAAGAAUGGAAGGAAAAAAGAAAUCGGAUUCUCGGGAGGGUCUCAUCUCCCGAGACUCGCAACAGAGCCUGAUAAGUAUCAAAGAAGAUCCGCAGUUUGUAAUGGGCCCGCCCGUCGAGUCGAUCCUGAAAAACGAAGAGAAACGAUAUUUGCUGCUGGUCGAGCGCGGUGAUUUCAACGGAGUCCGCAGCUUGAUAGAAGACUACAAGGAUCGCCCAAACGAUUUGAACCUGAACUGCACGGAUCCGCUGGGUCGUACGUCGCUCGUUAUCGCCAUCGAAAACGAGAGCUACGAGCUGCUUGAAGUCCUGCUCGAAGGUGGCAUUAAAGUGUCUGACGGGCUCCUGCACGCCAUCAGCGAGGAUUACGUCGAGGCCGUCGAGUUACUCCUCGAAUGGGAAGAAAAAAACCACAAGGAUGGCACUCCUUACAGCUGGGAAACGCUGGACAGCGAAAAUGCCACUUUUACGCCCGACAUCACUCCACUCAUUCUGGCGGCUCACCGGAACAACUACGAGAUCCUGAAACUCCUUCUGGAUCGUGGCGCUGCCUUACCUAUGCCCCAUGACGUCCGGUGCGGCUGCGAUGAGUGCAUUGCUUCCAGCAAGGCCGAUUCUCUGCGUCAUUCCCGCUCUAGGAUCAAUGCCUACCGUGCACUAGCUUCGCCAUCUCUUAUCGCCCUGUCCAGCAAGGAUCCCGUCUUGACUGCUUUCGAGUUGAGCAACGAAUUGCACCGCAUGUCCAUCAUUGAAUCCGAGUUCACCGUCGACUACAAGCAACUGGAGGAACAAUGCCAGAAGUUUGCGACGUCUUUGCUAGACCAUGUCCGAAGUUCAUACGAAUUGGAGACGCUACUCAACUAUUCUCAUGACUCUGAAGAAGUUUGGGAGCCCGGCGACCGUCAAACUCUUAACCGACUCGAAUUGGCCAUCAAGUACACCCAAAAAGAUUUUGUGGCUCACGCAAACGUGCAACAAUUGCUGGGAGCUAUUUGGUACCAAGGUUUGCCGGGAUUUCGUCGCCGCUCGGCCAUUGGCCAGAUCGUCGAGACGUUGAAAAUCGCAGCCAAGUUCCCCAUUUACUCGAUGCUCUACAUGAUAGCGCCAACGUCGGAAAAGGGGAAAUUCAUCAAGAAACCUUUCGUCAAAUUCAUUUGUCAUUCGGCCUCGUAUCUCUUCUUUCUCUCUCUACUCGGACUGGCUUCUCAACGCGUUGAAUACCUCCUCAUUGAAUGGUUUGGCACUGAAUGGAUGCAGGAGAUCAUGGAAGAUUGGAAACGUCGCGAAAGGGGAUCCAUACCAGGACCUAUAGAACUCUUCAUCAUGUUAUACAUAUUCGGGCACAUCUGGGCGGAAGUUCAUUCAUUAUGGUCCGACGGUCUAAUGGAAUACAUCACGGAUUUAUGGAACUUGAUUGAUUUCACUUCAAACAGCUUCUUCCUGGCUUGGAUAUUUUUACGAGGUGUCGCCUGGUUCAUCGUUCAGAGAGAACAAUGGGAUGGACUGAAUCCUUGGUAUCCGCGAGAGGAAUGGAGUACGUUCGACCCGAUGUUACUAAGCGAGGGAAUGUUUGGCGCCGCAAUGAUUUUCAGUUAUCUGAAGACGGUACACGUGUUCUCCAUCUCUCCGCAUCUGGGUCCGCUGCAAAUCUCUCUCGGCCGAAUUAUUAUCGACAUCAUCAAGUUUUUCUUCAUCUACAUGUUGGUCCUUGUCGCCUUUGGAUGCGGUUUGAAUCAACUGAUGUGGUACUACGCCGAUUUGACCAGGAAAAAAUGUUUCUGCUUGCCUAACGGAGGUCCUGAUUGGGAAAACGAAGAAGAAGCUUGUUUCUUUUGGCGCCGAUUUUCAAAUUUGUUCGAGACGUCGCAAUCUCUGUUUUGGGCCAGCUUCGGUCUUGUCGAUUUGCAAUCAUUCGAACUUCAAGGCAUCAAAGGUUUCACGCGCUUCUGGGGCUUGCUCAUGUUCGGAUCGUAUUCCAUGAUCAACAUUAUCGUCCUCCUCAACAUGUUGAUUGCCAUGAUGUCCAACUCUUACGCCGCAAUCGCCGAGAGGAGUGAUACCGAAUGGAAAUUCGCUCGUUCCAAACUUUGGCUCAGCUAUUUUGACGAUGGCGCCACUGUUCCGCCGCCUUUCAACAUCAUGCCGACGCCGAAAUCCAUGUUUAACGUGUGCAAGAAAAAACAAACCGAAGCAACUAAGGAAAAGAAUCAACACAAGGCCGAAAUCAGACACAUGGAGGUGAUGCGACUUUUGGUUAGGCGCUAUGUUACGGCCGAGCAAAAGAAGAGCGAAGAAAUGGGCGUUACCGAAGACGACGUCAAUGAAAUCAAACAAGACAUUUCGUCCUUCCGUUUCGAGUUGCUCGACAUCCUCCGCAAUAACGGAAUGAAGUGUGGCGACGCUGAGAAGGCCGGCAACGCGGCCGGUAAGAAGGGAAGACUUCGUGAGCGUCGUCUGAAGAAGGGCUUCCAGAUUGGUAUGGUGGAAGAUUUGAUCAGCUCCGUGAUUGCGAACGCCUCGGCAGACAAGGGACCCGUGGAUGUCUUUGGCAAAAUUGCUAAAGUCAUGGCAUCUCGCAGUAGCUCCAAGAUGAAGAAACGAAACGAAUGGAACGCCAUGGCAGCCAGCAAAGCGUCGAUUCGGAGGAAUCCUAUCGGAUCCAGAGCCCAAAGUAAUCAAAGAUGGUCGCAACAGUCUCUCCGUCGUUCGAUUAUCGAAUCAGAAAGGGAAAAUCUCUUGUCCAUGGAUCCUGAACGUAUCGCGGAAUACAAUCCUCGCCUUAAGGAGUACACGCCUGCCACCCGAGUGGCCUACGCCAAGUUCAAGCGCAAUACGCUGGGCGUCAUUGAUGAAAACAAACAAACAGGCAGCAAAGAGGACAGAAAGAUGGAAAAGAAAUUGAAAAAGAGUACCGUCUCCUUGAAGAAAUUGGCAUCCGAUCCGGAUAUGAAGAACAAACUGAUCGCUGCCGGAAUUGAAGGAUCAGCAGAACCGAAAACAAACUCAAAUUUGGAUACCAUCGUUCAUCUGGAAGAGAACGAAUCAGUUACUCCAGUACCACCCACUCCGACUCCAACUCCUAAGGCACCCACUCCUGCGCCUACUCCUGCACCUACAACUCCAGUUCCGACUCCAGCGCCUACGCCAGUGCCUGCAUCAGUGCCUACUCCGACUCCUAAAGCAGCUACUCCAGCGCCAACUCCUUCACCUACACCCAUACCCACAGUCUCGGGGACUGUGGCAGCAGCCCCACCAUCUCCUGCCCCUACUCCUACACCAACCACGCUCCAACCAAUAAGUGCUUCUUCACGCCCAGAUGAGAGAGGGCGUUCACCUUCACCCUCACCACGACCUGCUGCGUCUCGUCCUUCGUCUCGUCCUACAACACUGAAAGAAGGAUGGUUUUAAAUGGAUUAAAAUCAAGUCUAAAUUUUUCUAGAGUAGAUUUUGACACUUUUAACUUAAGAAAGAAAACUUACUGGUUCUGAUUCUUUUCGCUGCUAUGCCUUGCCAGUUGGUUAAUCCAUCCUGUAGUUUUCUCCAUAAAUGACAUGUUUAUUGCCCGCAACACAUUCUAAAUAUACACGCAAUAGCAAGCUCCGAA